AUGUCUCCUACCCUCUCUUACUGUGAUCCAGGUACGCCGUCUCCGUUCAUAGAUAUGGAUGUUACAUGGCCACAUUCGCCAGUAAACCCAUUUCUUGUGCCCAACAUCAACACGAACGGGAUCUUCCGUAAACCAUCGCUUCUGAUCCUAGCAUCUCCGCUUUCAGUUUUUGAUCAAGCAUUGUCACCAACAUCAUCUACCACACGGCAAACCUUCCUGUUACCGCCAUCUCCUAUGCCAUCGCCGAGCUUUUUGUUUCCCCGCAUACCACCGCCUUGCCCGGGUGACAAGAUAGAUACCUCACUGUCCGGUGUUAUCGCAGACGCAUCAGAAAGAAAAGGCAGUGUGAUUAGUAUAGCUCGGAUGCGGCAAGUGAUGAGACUGGAAUUCUACCAGUUCUUGUUCUUGAAAAAACAGCAGGAAAUAGAUAUGCUGGAGGGACUGGCGCGAGAGAAAGAGCCGCGCAAACGGUGUGACAGCAGUAUUGCUUGCUGCAAGAUCAAGGGGCUACUAUGCAUAAGCUUGUUUGAUGACAAGACGAGGAAGAUAAGAAAAGCAGGAAAAUCAAGAGAAGAGAUUCCCUGGCGGAAGGCCUUUCAAGCUACUCAAGCUUCGUAA
Bipolaris zeicola 26-R-13 is the source of this 618-nucleotide messenger RNA. RefSeq lists its product as uncharacterized. Bases 1 to 618 code for a protein of 205 amino acids. Lineage: Eukaryota; Fungi; Ascomycota; Dothideomycetes; Pleosporales; Pleosporaceae. The record is from RefSeq and is a predicted model, not a curated record. The transcript has a single exon.